This is a messenger RNA of Spinacia oleracea (spinach), 1092 nucleotides long. RefSeq lists its product as uncharacterized. Lineage: Eukaryota; Viridiplantae; Streptophyta; Magnoliopsida; Caryophyllales; Amaranthaceae. The transcript has 2 exons. The coding region runs from base 1 to 1092 and encodes 363 amino acids. The record is from RefSeq and is a predicted model, not a curated record.
AUGUCUCAACAACAGAAGAAACCCUUCAGGUUUUACAUUAUGUGGGUUCUUUCACCUGACUUCCUACCAAUUGUAGAAAGGAACUGGAGCAACUAUGUGUAUGGGUGUCACAUGUUCAGAAUAGUCACUAAACUCAAGUGGAUCAAACAUGAUCUGAAGCAAUUGAACAAAGGUGGGUUCAGUUCAGUGGAAGCUGACCAACUAAACCUUCUGACCCUCUCCUUGCUUCAGAAGAGAAAGAGGUGGCUGCUUCUUUCAGGAUUGCUCACAAAAAAUACCUAUCUUACCUGCAUCAAACUGCCAAACUGCAUUGGUUGGAACAUGGAGAUGAGAAUACCAGAGCUUUUCACCAAAGCAUCAAACAGAGAAGAAAACAUAAUCAGAUUCACUCUAUCUAUUCAGCAGAUUGAUGGUACCUGGGUCAAUUCUCCUAUUGAGGUUCAAUCAGCCUUCACUGAUUUCUAUGGUGAGUUGUUUUGUUCUAACAUGACUCAAAAAGCUCAUGUAGACCACAACAUUAUGGAUAAAGGUCCAAGACUCAGUGAGGAGCACAAAAUGAAGCUAGAAUGUAGUUUCACCUUGGAAGAUGUCAAAAGAGUAUUGCACUCCAUUUCAAACAACAAAGCACCAGCCAUCAUGGACUUCUUCAAUACUGCUAAGAUCUUAAAGGAGGUAAAUGUUACUUCUAUCACUUUGGUUCCAAAAGUGAGUGUUCCUGCCUCAGUUGGUGAUUUCAGACCCAUUGCAUGCUGUAGUGUAAUUUAUAAAUGCAUUUCCAAGUUGUUGUGUGAAAAACUAGGCUCUGUGUUACCUGAUGUGAUCUCCAACACCCAGGGUGCCUUUGUUUCUGGAAGAUCCAUAUUGCAUAAUGUUAUGGUGUGUCAGGAUAUUAUUAAAAUGUAUAGAGGUAGCCAGAAACAGCCAAAUUGCUUCAUGAAGCUGGAUCUCAGGAAAUCUUAUGAUACUGUAGAGUGGGGGUUCAUUGCUGAAGUCAUGACUGAUUUGGGUUUCCCUGAACACUUCAUUAAAUUAAUCAUGACAUGUCUUUCUACCACUCAGUACUCUCUCCUGUUAAAUGGUGUUCCCUCUUAG